Molecule: messenger RNA, 2310 nt
Organism: Leucoraja erinaceus (little skate)
Lineage: Eukaryota; Metazoa; Chordata; Chondrichthyes; Rajiformes; Rajidae
Product: E3 ubiquitin-protein ligase TRIM11-like
Exons: 4
Coding region: 1140-2087 (315 amino acids)
Molecular function (GO): protein binding
Source: RefSeq, a predicted model, not a curated record
AUAUUAUAUGGUGAAACCCUUUCCACCCUGUGAGGUGAACAUUCCAGAUCUGGUUAUCUGCCACCUCGCAACGCAAUGCUCUUCCAAAAUCCCCCAGUUUCAGGACAAAAUAUUCCAUUGAGCCGUUCUCAAUCUAUAUUUCACCAUUGUUUCCAUUUGUUCCCAGACUGUCAGCGAUUCGUUAGGCACUCGUUUUAGGUUUAGUUUUAGAAAUAUGCUUUGGAAACAGGCCCCGAGUCCGCGCCGCCCAGCGCUCCCCGCACAUUAACACGUUCCUACACACACACUAGGGACAAUUUACACUUAAACCAUGCCAAUUAACGUACACAACUGCACGUCUUUGGAAUGUGGGAGAAAACCGAAGAUCUCGGAGAAAACCGACGCGGGGUCGCGGGGAGAACGUACAAACUGAAGGAGGGUAUGUCUGAAGAAGGGUUUCGGCCCGAAACGUCACCUAUUUCCUUCGCUCCAUAGAUGCUGCUGCACCCGCUGAGUUUCUCCAGCAUUUUUGUGUACCUUCGAUUUUCCAGCAUCUGCAGUUCCUUCUUGAGAACGUUCAAACUCCGUACAUCCAAGCACCCGUGGUCGGGAUCGAACCCGUGUCUCCGGCGCUGGAAAGGCAGCAACUCUACCGCUGCGCCACCGUGCAGCCCAAACUAUUUGUGUUUCCGUCAUAACCCGGCACGUUUAAUAUCUAAUCAGAUUCCCACCAUUGAGUAAUUCGCUGGAAGUAACCUGAUCUCCCGGUUGCUAAACAUUUAAAUUCCCAUUCUCACACUGACGUUCCUGUCCUCGACCUCCUCCAUUGUCAGAGUGUGGGGAAAUGCAAAUUGGAGGAACGGCAGCUCAUAUUUCACUAGAGCAGCUUACAGCCCAGUCCUGUGACUACUGAAGAAGGAUCGAGACCCGAAACGUCACCCAUUCCUUCUCUCCAGAGAUGCUGCCUGGCCCGCUGAGUUACUCCAGCAUUUUGUGUCUGUCUUCGGUUUAAACCAGUAUCUGCAGUUGCUUCCUACUCGGGUGUUUCAUCCUGACGCUGAGCGUUCGUUCGCCGAGUGGUGCAGCGCGUCUAGUGCCGAACACCCGCGAUACUGCAAGAGUUCAGCAGCACUGCGGAAGUGAAACUGCCACGAAUCAACAUGGCUUCAAAACAACAGCUUGAGAGUUUAAGGGGUGAUCUAAUUUGUCCCAUCUGUUUAGACUUAUUCACCGAUCCGGUGUCACCAGACUGCGGCCACAACUCCUGCCGCUCCUAUAUCACGCAGUUAGGACAGUCACAGUAUCUGCAGUCCCACAUAAGGUCCCUGUUUGCUGAACUGCACCAGAUUCUCUUCCAUAAAGAACAGCGCCUACUUAAAUAUCUCAGCGAUGAGAAAGAGAUGAUUCUAAAUACAAUGGAGAAAAAUAUUCAAGAGAUUCAAGUGCGUUUGAAUCUUACGCAGCAGGAACUCCCAAUUUUACAGAAACAACUGGGUCAAGUAAAUGGUGUGACAUUAUUCCAGGAAGUAGCUGGUCGGAAGCGAAGAUUCUCUGUCUCUCUCCGUUCACCCGCAGACUCUGUGACCUUGGACUUGGAAACAGCGUGUUGGGAACUCGAUGUGUCCGAGGAUCGGAGGAGCGUGAUGUGGACCGGGACACAGAGGAGUCCCCCUGACAACGGGAAGCGAUUUACAAUCUGGCCUUGUGUGCUGGGAUCAGAAGGAUUCACCUCGGGGAGACGUUACUGGGAGGUGGAGGUGACGGAGAACUGGGGCUGGUGUCUGGGAGUCGCCGCUAAGUCUAUGGACAGGGAGAGAGACAUCAACCUGAGGCAGGUGACUGGGCUCUGGUCCGUGGAGCAAGUUGGCGACGAGUUUCAUGUGAACUCCUCUCCGAAAACCCAUCUCCUCACCGAUCCCAUCCCAGAGUGGCUGGGAGUUUAUCUCAGUUAUGAGGCAGGGAUAGUCUCAUUUUACAGCGCGGUCACCAAGUCCCAUCUCCACACCUUCAGUGGGAAUAGGUUCACCGGGAAAAUUUACCCUUUCUUCUGGACUUGGGAUGGAAACCAGUGUCUGAGAAUCUGCUCCGGUUCCAUUCUGGAUCUGUAAAUGUCUUUGGUCCCGGGUCCAAAUUCAGGAACAACUUCUAUUUCAAGGUUCCUUGUCACCUUAAUAAUCAAUAUUUUUUGGGGUGUCAAAUAUGGGGCAGAAACCCCAUUAACAACAGACCAACGCAAAACAUGUUACAUUUAACCACCAAAUUAUUAAUUGUAAAGCCACAAGGACCUUGGAAAUAGAACAGCAUCUUCCCUACCCCAUCAGGCUAACUGGU